AUUCUAUGUGCUUACAAGCAGUUUUCAGGGAUUGCUGUCAGUUUCAAUUUGGUUAGGUUAUGAUUUUGAUGUAUUGGCAUGUCAAAGUCGGCAUGGAUCCUUCUGUUAAUUUUUCCAGUCUUCCUAUUUGGAAAUACGGUUGGUUCAAUAGGUGACAAAUCACAAAUAUACAGGCAAUGUCUGGCAUCGUGUCUCACUAGGAAUUGCAAAAAUGAAACAACUUUUAAGGAACAACCUCCUUUAUCAUUAAUUUUGCUACAUUGGUCCUGCAAAGAAGAUUGCAGUUAUACUUGCACAUGGAGGACCGUUGACUCUUUUGUAUCUCAUGGUUUAAAAAUACCACAGUUCCAUGGAAAAUGGCCAUUUAUCCGUCUAUUUGGAUGUCAGGAACCUGCCUCAGUUUUAUUCUCUGUAUUAAAUUUUUAUGCACAUUGGUCAAUGUAUCAAAAAUUUAAAAGAAGAGCAGAUAGAACCAACCCUAUGUUUUAUGUUUGGAAAUAUUUCAGUAUUAUAUGCUUGAAUGGAUGGUUUUGGUCCACUGUAUUUCAUUCACGAGAUAGACCAUUUACAGAAGCCAUGGACUAUUCUUGCGCAUUCAGUAUGGUACUUACACUGUUAUAUUGCAUGCUUUUAAGGAUAACAUACAAGAAGAAUAGAGCAUUUGUUAUAAUAACUUGCGGAUAUCUAAGUAUUUUAUGUAUACAUUUAUCACACUUGUGGUCAGGCAAAAUUAAUUAUGGUUAUAAUAUGAUGCUUAAUAUAACAAUAGGUUUGACAACCUUUGCGAUAACAAUGCUGUGGUGGUAUUUUAAUCACAAGUUGUCUCAUGUGUACUUAAUCGGUUGGUUUAAUACAUUGGUCGUAUUUGUGACUCUGUUAGAAUUGGCAGAUUUUCCUCCUAUCUUUUGGAUCUUCGAUGCUCAUUCUUUAUGGCAUGCCAGUACUAUUCCCUUAACAGUGUUACUGUAUAGGUUUAUGAUCUCAGAUUGCUGUUACUUGAAAACACAUUACAAUAAAUUACAUCUCUAGAUUUUAAUUAUUAUAUUUAAACAAAUA
Messenger RNA from Nylanderia fulva, 1056 nucleotides. NCBI's taxonomy places the organism in Eukaryota, Metazoa, Arthropoda, Insecta, Hymenoptera, Formicidae. The record is from RefSeq and is a predicted model, not a curated record.